Molecule: messenger RNA, 3037 nt
Organism: Carassius gibelio (silver crucian carp)
Lineage: Eukaryota; Metazoa; Chordata; Actinopteri; Cypriniformes; Cyprinidae
Product: pre-B-cell leukemia transcription factor 3-like
Exons: 10
Coding region: 484-1839 (451 amino acids)
Biological process (GO): eye development; animal organ morphogenesis; neuron development
Cellular component (GO): nucleus
Molecular function (GO): RNA polymerase II cis-regulatory region sequence-specific DNA binding; DNA-binding transcription factor activity, RNA polymerase II-specific
Source: RefSeq, a predicted model, not a curated record
UCCACACGGAUAUUCUCACAACCCAUUACAUCUGCUGUAGAUCAUCCAGAGGAGCGGGGUGUGCGUUUAACAACCUGUCUGUUAUUCCACAGCUCAACAACAGGAAGAAAGAACACUGGAAAGCCAAUGAUGUAUAGCAGCUUAUAUGCAUCCCAUUUUUAUAACUAAUUAAUUUUCUAUUCAAGGAUGGAAAUCAAAUAGAGGGGGAUUUUCUGAAGUUUUGCAGAAGCUGCCACUGGAUUGCAUGGGAUAACGUUUUGAAAAAACAUUGCAACGAGGUAAACGAUGAACAGUAUAAAAGCAUAUGUGCACUAGACUGUUUCUGAUACUGGAAAUCAGUGGAUCUUUUUAUUAAAGCACUUUUUUGUUUCCGCGCACUCGGGACUCUUACGCAUCCGUCAUUUCCAUUGCACUGAUUCAAGACGGCAUCGAAAUCUCUCGUGUGUGGAUUUGAAAAAAAGUCAGAGCUCUUUGAGGCGGAGGAUGGAUGAGCAGAGUCAUCUGAUGCAGACCCUGGUCGGUGUGACCCUCAGCGGACACCCGGUGGCUUUACCGGUGCCUCAUGACGGAACCGACGCGAGAAACAAGCAGGACAUCGGAGACAUUCUGCAUCAGAUCAUGACCAUCACCGACCAGAGCCUGGACGAGGCUCAGGCAAAAAAGCACGGGCUGAAUUGUCACAGAAUGAAAGCGGCUCUGUUCAGCGUGCUCUGUGAAAUCAAAGAGAAAACAGGUCUCAGUAUCCGUGGCAGUCAUGAUGAAGAUCCUCCGGAUCCUCAGCUCAUGCGUCUGGAUAACAUGCUGCUGGCAGAGGGCGUGUCCGGACCGGAGAAAGGGGGCGGGGCAUCGGCGGUUGCUGCGGCAUCAGCAGCAGUGGGUGUGGGAUCUGAUAACUCCAUCGAGCACUCGGACUACAGAGCCAAACUCAGCCAGAUCAGACAGAUCUACCACACCGAGCUGGAGAAAUACGAGCAGGCGUGUAAUGAGUUCACUACCCAUGUGAUGAACCUGUUGAGGGAACAGUCUCGCACGCGGCCCAUCUCACCCAAAGAGAUCGAGCGCAUGGUGAACAUCAUCCACAACAAAUUCAGCUCCAUCCAGAUGCAGCUCAAGCAGAGCACCUGUGAGGCAGUCAUGAUCCUCAGGUCUCGCUUUCUUGAUGCCAGGAGAAAAAGGCGCAACUUCAGCAAGCAGGCGACAGAGAUUCUGAACGAGUACUUCUACUCUCACCUCAGUAACCCGUAUCCCAGCGAAGAGGCCAAAGAGGAGCUGGCCAAAAAAUGUGCUAUCACUCUGUCACAGGUUUCUAACUGGUUUGGUAAUAAACGUAUCCGCUAUAAGAAGAACAUUGGUAAAUUCCAGGAAGAGGCCAAUCUGUACGCGGCGAAGACGGCAGUGACGGCGACUCAAGCCGUAGCGGCCGCUAUACACAACAGCCAGACCAACUCGCCCGCAACACCCAGCUCUGGCUUUCAGAUGAAAGAUGAAGACUUUCAAUUGGAUGCAGCAGAAGAUAAAAAUAAUCUGUUAAACAACAUGUUCACGGGUUCUUCGGGUUCGUAUAGUUUGCCAGGUUCAGGAGACAUUUUUAUGAGCAUGUCCGGCCUGAAUGGAUCCUACCAGCCAACCCAGCUCCCCAACACAGGACAGACACAGGGAGACUCCAUACGUCACACUAUCGGUCAGUCGUUGGGUUACAGCGACGGUCUGCGGGGAAACCCGCUUUACAGCCCACAUGGCUUGAAUGGUAACGGUGGCUGGCAUGAUGCUGUGACUCCGUCUUCUAUGACAUCUCCUAUAGAGGGAGCAAACAGCAUCCACUCGGAUACCUCUAACUGACCAGGCCUGCCGUCUGAAGUCCCUUAACUAACCCGCAGGACAUCCAACACCACCCAACAAAAUCUCAGACGAGAACUAAGAGAGAUGAGCAAGAAAAUGAAACAGACUCAAAAACACUUACUUUGACCAAAAGAGCACCACGUUGCAAAAAUGAACCGAAAGGAUUGAUGGUACCAGUUUUCUUUCCAUAACUGGCGAUACCUCAAUAAACAUGGCCAACAUCUACGAUUGUGGAAAGGAAGGAUGCUUUUGUCAUAAUCUCUGUGAACAUCUUUGAAUAGGUUUCAAAAUACAGUAUAUCAUGAUUUAAAUUAACUUGUAACGCUGUCUUAUUAAACAAUACAGAAAGUUCGUUCUUAAAGCCAAUUUUUCUCGUACAGAUCAACAACAUUAUUGAUUUUUAAAUAGUGUAUUUAAUGAUUUAGCUUGAGCAUUAAUGUUAUUCAUCAUAAAUAUCACUUACCUUUUGUUUUUACUAAGACUUUAACAAAUUAUAACAUAUGACAUCAACAUUGCGGUGUUGCAUAUUCAGAUUCAUAUUGGGUUGCAGAAGUAAAAUGCCACUGAUGAUCUCCAUAAAGAAAUUGAUUUUUGGCAAUAAUGUACAAACUGUGGAUGUGUACUGUAUGAAGUGAUUUUAUAUACUUUAGUGGAACCGAUUCGUUUCUUUCAGGUCCAGAUUUGAUUACAAAUACAAUGUCUUUGGAGAAAAUGCAUGGAAAAUGAUAAUCAUUAUCAAUAACAGUGUCAAAUUUUUACAUCAUUUAUCUAAUUAUUUUAUAACACCUCCUACUUCGCAUUGCUGUUAACAGGGAGAUAAUGCAAACCAAAUUUAAUUUGAUAAUGGCAUAUGAAUGAUUAAACAUAAUCAGCACACAUACUGUAUCUGCACAUAAAAAUUUGGUAUGUUAUUCUUUUCUUACUCUAUACAUUUGAAUUAUUCAUGUUCUGUAAGACAGGCUAAACUGAUUCCUUUUAAGUUUGAUUUAAUUUUAAAUUCAUCAGUUCAUUUGGGUUGUUUAUAAUUAGCAAUGCCAUUUUGAGAAGUUGUGAUAUAAAAAAAAAAAAUAAUGUAUUAACAGAAUUUACACUGAGCAACUGAGAAGAAUAUUUCAUGUAAUAUUAUUAGUUUUUGAUAAAUUACUUGUGUUUCGGGCCAAAAAAGUGUUUCAAUAAACAUUUUGAAUUGUAAUUCUUA